UGUUGACCCCGGAGGGGACCGGAGCUGGCUCCGGGACCGGAGGUGUGUGUGUGGGGGGGUCCCAGUGACCCCCCCACUGCUCCCAUGCAGGGGAUGGGGAGCCUGCGACUGGGCAGCCGGGCGGUGAUGUACACGGCUGAGACCCUGCCCAAGGGCAAGAACCGAGUGAUGGGGACCAUCCAGAUCAUGACUGGCUUCAUGCACAUCGGCUUUGGGAUCGUCCUGACCACGCUGACCAACGUCUACACCUCCGUCUUCGUCAUCGGAGAGAUUCCCUUCCUGGGCGGCGUCUCCUUCAUCAUCUCAGGCUGCCUCUCCAUCGGGGCAGAGAAGAGCCCCACGGAGUGUGCGGUGAAGGGCAGCCAGACCAUGAAUGUCAUCAGUGCCAUCUUUGCCCUGCUGGGCAUCGUGGCCUUCAUCGUGGACCUCAACCUGAACGGCCUCUACCGCUCCAACUUCAACUACUACAGUUACCUCGUCCUGCUGGCAGGGAACGGCAUCUCCAUCGUGCUGCUCAUCUUCACCAUCCUGGAGUUCUGCAUCGCCGUGGCCACCGCCAACUUCUGGUGCAGGGCCACUCGCCUCAGCUCCAACGAGGCCAUGCUGAUCGUCCCCAGUGCCACCCAAGCGGACCUGGCGGUGCCCAUGGCCGACCUGCCCCAGCCCCCCAGCUACACCGAGGUGAUCUACGACCCCAAGGAGCAGCCCACUUAGGAGGGGAGCUGGGCACUGGGGGGGGGCUCCCGGGAGCGGCCCCCCCAACCCUGCCUGCAUGACAGACCUUCUCCCACCGCCACCAGUGCUUCCCUCCCACCCUGGGACAGCCUGUGCCCCCCCUGCCCGGGCAGCGCCCUGCCGCC
Molecule: messenger RNA, 860 nt
Organism: Dryobates pubescens (Downy woodpecker)
Lineage: Eukaryota; Metazoa; Chordata; Aves; Piciformes; Picidae
Product: membrane-spanning 4-domains subfamily A member 15-like
Exons: 6
Coding region: 85-714 (209 amino acids)
Biological process (GO): cell surface receptor signaling pathway
Cellular component (GO): plasma membrane
Source: RefSeq, a predicted model, not a curated record